Molecule: messenger RNA, 1293 nt
Organism: Solanum stenotomum
Lineage: Eukaryota; Viridiplantae; Streptophyta; Magnoliopsida; Solanales; Solanaceae
Exons: 9
Coding region: 1-1293 (430 amino acids)
Molecular function (GO): protein binding
Source: RefSeq, a predicted model, not a curated record
AUGAGGCUGAGAUGGUUUGGACAUAUGAAGAGGAGGAGCACAGAUGUUCUAGGGAGGAGGGGUGAGAGAUUGGGAAGGUAUAAUAGAAUGGAAGGUGUUUCGGCUGCUGAGGUAAGGAAUGGCGCCAAAGAUAUUCAAGGAAUCCAAUGGUAUAGGAGUACCAAUGUAACCAGGGAGGAAGUUAGGCAAAGAAAACUACGAAACAAUCUGUGGAACCGUGGAAGAAAUAUUCCUCAAUCUGGUGAGACACCAGAUAAGGAGCACAAAACCAUUAAGAAAGAUUGUUUAUACGAUUUCAGAUGGUAUGCAAGAUCAUCCGUUAGACCAUCGUUCUCUAACCACCGGCUGAGGAAUAUGGUCUGGGCAACGUCUAAGCACGAUGUGUACCUCAUGUCUGAUUUUUCUGCCGUGCAUUGGUCAUCAUUGACCUGCACGAAAACAGAGAUUCUCGACUUCUCAGGGCAUGUAGUACCACUUGAGAAACAUCCUAAAAGCUUUCCAGAGGGAUUUACUGCAAUCCAAGUAAGCACACUCGCGGUGAAAGAUAAGUUGCUUCUUGCCGGUGGAUUGCAAGGAGAACUUAUAGUCAAGUACUUGGAUAAACCUGGAGUUAGCUUUUGUUUUCGGCCAACAUAUGAUGAUGAUGAUGCCAUAACCACUUGUAUUGGGAUUAACAACAGUGCCAGUGGUGCACUUCAUUUUAUUGUUUCAUACAAUGAUUCUGGAGUUAGGGAAUUUGAUAUGGAGACGUUUCAACAGUCUAACUAUUUCCAUUUUAGCUGGCCAGUGAAUCAUACAUCACUCAGCCCUGAUGGCAAGCUUCUCAUAAUAGUUGGGGAUGAUCCCAAAGGAAUGUUGGUUGACUCCAGGAAUGGAAUGGCUGUUUCUUCUUUGUCUGGACAUGUGGACUACUCGUAUGCAUCAGCGUGGCAUCCUGAUGGCCAAACAUUUGCAACUGGGAAUGAGGAUAAUACGUGCAGAAUAUGGGAUAUCCGAAACUUGUCCAAGUCAGUCACUGUGUUGAAGGGUACAUUUGGACCUAUUAUGUCAAUUCGCUACACGUCUGAUGGCAGAUAUAUGGCUAUGGCAGAGCAUGAAGAUUUUGUCCACAUUUUUGAUGUAAAAAGUGGAUAUGUGGUGGAACAAGAAAUUGAUUUCUUCGGUGAGGUAUCAGGAGUGUCUUUUAGUCCCGAUACAGAGUCCCUUUUCAUUGGCGUGAAGAGUUUCGCAUUCAAUGGCCUCCUUGAGUUUGGACGACGACACAACAAUUCAUACCUUGAUGCAAUGAUAUGA